Messenger RNA from Labrus bergylta (ballan wrasse), 2659 nucleotides. NCBI's taxonomy places the organism in Eukaryota, Metazoa, Chordata, Actinopteri, Labriformes, Labridae. The record is from RefSeq and is a predicted model, not a curated record.
UCUCACUACAAGAAGUGUAGUUCCUGGAGGUUUGUUUGGUGAUGGGUGUUACUGCAGUCCUGUCAGUGAACAUGGUAACAGCCAUCAUGUUACUGACUGUCUUCUCUCUUUCAGCUGGUUAAAGUCAAGAUGCUUCAACAAACAGGUGAAGGUGAUGGGUGUUACUGCAGUCCUGUCAGUGAACAUGGUAACAGCCAUCAUGUUACUGACUGUCUUCUCUCUUUCAGAAGCGUGGGAUGAUUGUCGGACUACAAGGUCACAUCUCUUCAUCACUACACCAAAGAAGAUGGAAGCACUGAGUGGAACUUGUCUGAAAAUCCCAUGUAGCUUUAGUGUUAAAGAAGAAAAAGAGUUUGACAACACAACAGAAACAUUUGGAAUAUGGCAUAAAGAAGACAGAGAGACCAUACCAAAGAAUGUGGUUUUUAACAGUAGUGGCACAGUGAACACGUUUCAAAUGAAGAUAACUGGAAACUUGAGAAUGAAAAACUGCACCACUCUGAUUUACAACAUGAAGACGACAUAUGAAGGCUUAUACUACUUCAGAAUCAUGAACUGGCCUUUCAUGGCAAAUGCUAUUUGUGAUCCUCUUCAAAUAAAAGUCAAAGAUUCUCCUCCGAGCCCCAAACUAAUCAUCUCAGGAGAUCUGAAGGAGAAGAAGUCUGUCACUAUAACCUGCUCAGCUUCCACUCCCUGUCCACUCUCCCCUCCUAAACUCACCUGGACUCUCAAACAAGACUCUCUCAACAACAUGGAGGAAAACCCAGAUAAAACCUUCACGACUAAAAUCCAGGAGCAGAUCACUCUGACGGACAAACAUGAUGGAUACAACAUCACCUGUUCUGCCACAUAUCCUGUGAAUGAAGGAAAAGAAGUCAAGACAGCAGAGGAGACACAGACUCUCAGAGUUUCAUAUUCUCCUAAAAACACCUCAGUGUCCAUCAGUCCAUCAGGUUUGGUGUCAGCAGGUAUUCAUGUGAACCUGACCUGCUCCAGCAGAGCCAAUCCUCCUAUCAGCAGCUUCACCUGGUUCAAGAUCAGCAGAGAUGGACCCAUGAUCGUAUCUGAAGGAGAGUUUUCCAGCUUUAAUGCCACAGAGGGAGGAGUUUAUUACUGUGUGGCCAGGAAUGAUCUCAGUAAUCAGACAUCACCACAGAUCAAUCUGAGUGUUGCAGAGAAACCUGUUGAUGCUCCUCUUUCUCCUCUUUGGGGUUCAGCUUUUGGGAUCAUUGUCGUAGUCGUCUGCCUCGCUGUCUGUAUUUGGUGGUUAAAGAGGAAACAUCAAACUCCCCAACAGAACCCGAGUCAAGGAGAUGGUGUACUGGCUACUUAUCAAGCACCGAAUGAAACAGAGGAAACCAUCCAUUACGGGGAGAUCAACUUUUCAGUGCGAGGACCUGAACAGCUCUCUGUGUCAGUGCAGGACAGUGGACAGCAGCAGGAUACACUGUAUGCACAGGUCAAAGUGUCCAAGCCAGCAAGCAGCCGAACACAGCCUGCUGACGGUCCAGAAGAUAUCUACGCUCAAGUGAAAAUGAGUGGAUUAAAUGCAUUUCAUUAAGUUUCAUUAUACAACUUUAUUUUUUUUUUACUUAUUACAGCUCAUGUUUUAUCUAGUUGAGCACAGCGUUAGGUCAGGAAGACCACGGAGUCACACUCUACUAUCAUGCCAGAGUUUUAGUAACAGCUGAUCUCACCCAAACCUCAUCAGCUGAUGGCCAGCUGAUUUCCUUCAAAGGAUCCUAAAAUUGGCCAAAUAGUACUUAUGACACCUUAUUUUAACUGUUCUAACGUGCCUACUAUUUGCUGCUCCCUCUGCAAGCCGCAUUUGCAACUCUCCUCCACCCCAGCUCCUCCUUUCAUGCUGUCCAGACUUAAUCAAUGUCAUGCUGUUGUCAUUGAUGCCUGCUCUGUUUGGCUUUGCUGCUUCUCUCCCUGCCUUAUGCUUUCCAUGUUAUCAUGUGGAAGGGCAGGGAGAUCCCAGACCAGAGCCAUACUGCCAAAUAUAAAUAAUUACAAUGAAGUAUUUUUUCUUGACAAAGGGGUCCUGACUGAAAUCUUGUUGCUGUGUAAUAUUCAGCCUCUUGUAUAUGUGCAACUAAAACAUACAGAAGUUGCAGUCCACAUUUACUUUAUUUUAUUAACCUUUAAUUUAAUGUUUAGUUUUAUUGUAAAAUGCUUUAAUUUGAUGGUUUUUGACGAGGCAUGUUAAAUCUCCAUCACUUCUCUUUUAUUUCCAUUUUCUCACCUUGUUUGUUUCCCAUGUUUUUAUUUGUAUUUUUUAAAAAACUUCAAAAAUAAGCACGAGGCAAAGCUUCUGCUUUUGAAGAUAUUUAUUCAUUGCACUGUAAUAAAAACCUUGUCUCCUCAAAAUACCUAAUAAUCUCAGUCGCACUUAUUGGUCCAACAUUUUAUAUUUAUGUGUAAACAUCACCUGAAAUCAAGGAAUUGAAUCACAAACAUUACAAAAGUGGCAAAAUGGAUUAUGCAUAGUAUUCGUUGGGCACAUGAAUUAAUAUAUUGACUACUUAUAGGACUUUUUAUUUUGUGUAUAUGUGAAUAUUAAGAGUGUUCUGUUAAACUUUUAAUAAAGCAUCUUUAAACAACUGAUGCUUAAAAUUCAUUUGAAAUCAUUUUGUAAAUAAAAUGUUAAAAACUC